AGACCCAGAAGCAAGUCAAGUAAUUAGUAGUGAUUCGAAAAUUAUACGGCGCUUAUCUGAUGAGGCGGAAGAUGAAUAUAACCAUUAUAUGGAGCCAGUAAAACGUAUGGAGGGAACAACAAUCACCACCACAAAUUUAUCAUCCUGA
Messenger RNA from Ambispora gerdemannii, 148 nucleotides. Lineage: Eukaryota; Fungi; Glomeromycota; Glomeromycetes; Archaeosporales; Ambisporaceae. The record is from the annotation of a GenBank genome assembly.